This is a messenger RNA of Apis cerana (Asiatic honeybee), 1272 nucleotides long. RefSeq names its product odorant receptor 47b. Gene Ontology annotation, molecular function: olfactory receptor activity; odorant binding. Gene Ontology annotation, cellular component: plasma membrane. NCBI's taxonomy places the organism in Eukaryota, Metazoa, Arthropoda, Insecta, Hymenoptera, Apidae. The record is from RefSeq and is a predicted model, not a curated record. Gene Ontology annotation, biological process: sensory perception of smell; detection of chemical stimulus involved in sensory perception of smell.
GAAAUCACGUUUCUCGAUAUCUCAUUCUUUAUGAGAUUUUGAAUUCUAUUAAAAAUAAACUUGUAGCGUAAUAUCAAUAUACCAUUGCUUUAAUAUAUCUAUAAUAUAUUGAGCUACAUUAUCAAAAUGAAAAAUCGUUUAACACCAGAAAAAGCGAUUUUGUUCACAAAACUCAGCGUUGCUCUCACGUGUUCCUGGCCUCCCUCUCCUCUUGCAACCAAAGUUCAACAUCUUUUCUUUAAUGCAUUGUGGUGCAUUGCGUUUCUGACCUCUGUCAUGUUAUUUUUACCAUUAUUGGCCGCGAUUUACGAAUAUCGUAAGCAUCCUAUCAUUCUUGGGAAAACGGUGAGCCUUGCCGCGGCUGUUGCUCAAGUGACGAUUAAGAUGAUAAUAUGUCGUUUGCAGCAGAAACGUUUUCAAGUAAGUUCAUUACUCUCUGUGCUAUACUCUGAAAUGGAGAACUUUUGCAAACAGGCCACGAAUGAGGAAAAGAUCAUACUGCAACGUUACGUUGAUAGAUACAAAUAUUUUCAUAGUUUCUACAUAUUGUGGAGUUUCCUUACUACGAUAUUCGUCAUAUGCGGACCAUUGUACACGGUACAAACAUUUCCCACCCACGCGAUAUAUCCAUUUUCAGUGAGACGUCAUCCGUACAAGGGUUUAAUCUUCUUCCAUCAAUCGUUCGUUGGGUUUCAAGUGUCUUCAGGUAUGGCAAUUGACACCCAGAUCGCUCUUCUUUUACGAUAUGCCGCGGCUAGAUUCGAGAUUUUAGGAAUUGAAUUCAAUAAUACGAAAUCAGAUGGUGAGUUCGACGCCUGCAUAGAAAAGCAUAAUGAACUCUUAAGAUGUUUAAGGGAAAUUCGGCGAUCUAUCAAAUUUUUAAUUUUGGCAACAAAUGGAACAACUGUCAUUGCCGUGAUAUUCGGCAGUUUAAAUUUAAUUGCUAAUCAGCCACUAGCCUUGAAAGCUUUAUAUGCUAUCGUAGUGUUCAGUGCCAGCGUGGAACUUUUUAUGUACGCUUGGCCAGCGGAUAGCUUGAUGCGCAUGACAAUGAAAAUGGCUACAAAAGUGUACAAUAUGGAUUGGUACGGAAGAGACAUCAGAACCCAGAGAAAGAUACUUUUUAUAAUUUUAAGAUCUCAGAAAUACGAAAGUUUUGGGAUUCAUGGUAUUGUACCUGCACUUUCGCUAUCUUAUUACGGAAAGUAUCUAUACACAUCUUUGUCGUAUUUCAAUGCAUUACGUAUUAUGGUUGAAGAUACUGUUAACUAG